AUGUCGUCCGUUACUGUCACUCAACGUAGACCGUCGUCUCAUCAACCUCAGAAGCCCAGCUUCAAGAAGGCCAUUAACACCUAUGGUGAGGAAUUUAUUGCUCCUCAGUUCACUAUCAAGGAGAUCCUCGAUGCAAUUCCUCCCGAGUGCUACAAGCGUUCUCUUCCUCGCUCCUUGGGAUAUGUCAUUAGAGACGGUAUCUUCAUUGGUUUGUUUGGAUAUCUUGCCAUUUCGUACAUCCACUUGAUUCCCUGGUUGUCUGUUCGUGUUCUUGCUUGGGCUGCUUACACUAUUGUCCAAGGUUUGUUUGGUACUGGUUGGUGGGUUUUGGCCCACGAGUGUGGCCACGGCGCCUUUUCCGACUACAAAUGGGCCAAUGAUACUGUUGGAUGGGUCCUUCACUCUUUCUUGCUUGUUCCUUACCACUCGUGGAGAAUUUCUCACUCUAAGCACCACAAGGCUACUGGUCAUUUGACUCGUGAUAUGGUUUUCGUCCCCAAGGAGAAGGAGACCUUUUUCUCUAUCCGUGGUAUCAAGGCCAAUGCCGAAGAUACUCCUAUUGUUACUUUGUACGGAUUGAUUCUUCAACAGACUUUCGGCUGGCUCAUGUACUUGACCACUAAUGUCACUGGACAAAAGUACCCGACCCGUUCCAAGUGGGUUACCAACCACUAUGUUCCGUCUUCUCCUAUUUUCGACAAGAAGGAUUUCUACGAUAUCAUUAUUUCUGAUAUUGGUAUCGGUUUGACCUUGGGUGGUUUGUACUACUCUAUCCAAAGAUGGGGUCUUUCUACCGUUAUCCUCAUGUACGUUUUGCCCUGGAUGUGGGUGAACCACUGGUUGGUCCACAUUACCUAUCUUCAACACACUGAUCCUCGUUUGCCCCACUACGACGCUGAUGAAUGGAGUUUUGCCCGUGGCGCUGCUGCUACUGUUGACCGUGACUUUGGCUUUAUUGGCAAGCACAUCUUGCACGAUAUCAUUGAAACCCACGUUCUCCACCACUACGUUUCCCGUAUUCCUUUCUACAAUGGACGCAAGGGUACCGAGGCUAUCAAGAAGGUUUUGGGCAAGCACUAUGUCAAGGACGAGUCCAACUUCAUCACCUCGCUCUACAGAGUAGCUAGAUCUUGUCAGUUUAUUGAGGGUGACAACGGUAUUAAGAUGUUCAGAAACAUCAACAAUAUCGGAGUUCCUCCCACUAACCCUGGCAAGCGUCUUUCCGACGAAUAG
Molecule: messenger RNA, 1233 nt
Organism: Sugiyamaella lignohabitans
Lineage: Eukaryota; Fungi; Ascomycota; Dipodascomycetes; Dipodascales; Trichomonascaceae
Gene: ODE1
Product: putative delta-12 fatty acid desaturase
Exons: 1
Coding region: 1-1233 (410 amino acids)
Biological process (GO): lipid metabolic process
Molecular function (GO): oxidoreductase activity
Source: RefSeq, a predicted model, not a curated record